This is a messenger RNA of Betta splendens (Siamese fighting fish), 790 nucleotides long. RefSeq names its product M-phase phosphoprotein 6 (gene mphosph6). Gene Ontology annotation, biological process: maturation of 5.8S rRNA. NCBI's taxonomy places the organism in Eukaryota, Metazoa, Chordata, Actinopteri, Anabantiformes, Osphronemidae. The transcript has 5 exons. Bases 136 to 618 code for a protein of 160 amino acids. The record is from RefSeq and is a predicted model, not a curated record.
AUCGAUUAGCCGGACUGCUAAAUGCUGAUUGCUGCGCUACAUUCGGCUGCUCCUGCCUGCGUUGUGCUCAUGCUAGUGGUUUUAACUAAACGAUUCAUAAGGGACCAAAUGCCUGGAACGUCCCAAAACCGAUAAAUGAUGGCGAACGACUCGGUGAAACUGUCCAAAAACCUUCUGCGGAUGAAGUUCAUGCAGAGGGGCCUGGACGCGGAGACCAAGAAGCAACUGGAAGACGAGGAGAGAAGAAUCAUCAGUGAUGAACACUGGCACCUGGACCUGCCUGAGCUGAAGGCCAACGAGAACCUGAUCAUAGAAGAGCCGAGUUUUGUUCCCUGUGAGAACCUGAACUACGGCCGCAUUUCCUUCAAAGGUUUCAACCCAGAGGUGGAGAAGCUGAUGGUUCUGAUCAACCCCAAAGAGGAAGGAGCAAAUGAAGAGGAGCAGCAGAUUGGCCGAAUGCAGACGGACGUCACGGACGAGGAAAUGGCUCUGAGGUACGAGAGUUUAGUUGGAAGCAUGAGGAAGAAGUUUGCAAAGAAACGUGAGAGAGCAGCGAUGGAAGACCUGAACCACAAUGACACGAACUCAAAGAGAGUUUUUCUGAAACCUCAUGAGUGAAGACUGAGAAUGAUGUUUAUUUUUAUGUAAAGGACUAAAGAGACUUUUUAAAUUGCUGUGUUUGCUGAAGCAGCAUGAACUGUGUUUUAAGGCUGAGCGGAUGUCAUGCGUUCAGAUUUUUAUUAAUGCGAAGUUGUGAGCACAGAAGACGAUUAAAGCAGUUGCUCCGUAA